AAUACAAAACACGCUUUAGGAAGAAUUUUGAGGAUUAAGGGGGUAUGGAAGAUGACAUAGGUUGUUAUUAAAUCCUCUAUUUAAUCUUUCCACGUAAUUAACACAUAGUAUCAUCAUGGGAAGAGUGGUUUUGACAUUGUAUCAUCCAUCUAACUGUCCAAUAGAAUCAGUUACUUAAGAAAUCUUCUUUGGUCAGUCUGUAUGUAACAGCCUUCUGUUAAAGACUAGUUCUAUUAAAGUAGUUAUAAGAUUCUGUUAGCUUGCAAGGCAAGCCUGAUUGUUGUAUGAAUAGUUCAGUUGCUAUCAUAAUCUGUAUUUUCAGUAGAUUCACUCGUAACUUUUAUCUAGAUUAUCAUGCAUUCUCCAGAUUGUAGUUUACCAAGAUUGUUCUAAACCAGUACAAGUUUAGCUACUUAAGGUGGAAUGUUACCCUUAAGGGCCUGUUUGGAUAAACAGCUUAUUUGCAACUUUUAGCAUAAGCGUUUAUACAUGGUAAGUGCUUGUGUAUAAGCUUGCAUAAGCUAUUUUUAUAGCAAAUGAUAAAAUAAUGUUAAAUUAUUUUUGUAUUUGCUAUAAGUUGAAAAUCGUUUAUCAUGGUAAGUGCUUGAUAAAUUGGAGAACUUAUGAAAAUAAGUUGAAAAAAACUUAUGAAAAUUGCCAUAAGUUGUUGUCAAAAGUUCUACCAAACAGUUUCACAAAACUUAUGUCAAUAGAUAAGCUCAAAUAAGCCAAUCCAAACAGGCCCUAAGUCCUUCACCUUCCAAUUUGGAGAUUUUGAGCAGGUGCAUUUCACUUGUUUACCAGACAUAGGAGAGAUCCAAGUUCAUGGAUUAAUGGUAAAGCGAAAAUCUUGUUUCUACUACCUACCUGAUUCACUUCCUAUAAGGUAUGUUUUCCCAAAGAUGAGAGAAACAUGGUUUCUUCAUGUGGAAGUGGGGCAUUUAAAAUUGCGACUUCAUAGUUUACCCUGUGAUGCUGCUAUUCUUUCCAAUCAUCAAGACUUAAUGACUUAUGACUGUGAAAAUAAGACAAGAUGCAACAGUGAGGAAAAGAGACAGGAAGGACUCCAUCCAUGUGCCUAUCUAUCAGAAGAGAAUGAAGCUAUUAAUCAAGUUUUGAAGGAAAAGGGAAACUCUCAUGAAAAUUACAAGCAACAUACAGCCAGUGGAAUGCCAGAAAGACACUCCUGCGGAUUUGGAGACAAACCCACCAGCACGGUCAGUAAGAGUCAAUGUCCGAUACCAGAGAAUAAAGAUGAAAAUUUGGUUGAGUUGCGUGCUAACUCAAGGCAAGAAAGUCCGAGUAAAAUGUCGACUCAAGUGAUAUCAGUCUCCGGUAUAAUCAAUAAGUAUUUUUUAGGUUUCAAUGGCAUUGACAAUGACAAUUUUAGCUGCUCUUCAAACUCCGAGGUUACAUCAAGAGCUGUUCGUAGUGAGAUUGAAGUUCAAUCAAGCACCAGUGCACAAAGUUGCUAUAAGAGACAAAUUGAUCCAUUGCCACAGUUCUCUCCCAAAACACCUCCACAUGUUCCAUUGCAUGUUGACUUUGUUUCCAAAAGUUCAGGUAGCAAAACUAGGAGAUCCAAAGUUAAGAAAUGUAGCAAACCUAGAAAACCCAAAGCUGGGAAAUGUAGCGAAAAUAGACCAUCCAAAUUGGGGAAGCUUUUUCUUUCAGCUUCAAAGAGUCUUGGGGUUUAUAAUACUAAGAAUAGUCCUGCACUUUCUCUUUGUAAAUUCAAAAAUAAAAAUCUACUAGAGCAAAAAUCUCAUCCUAAUGGUUCAAUAUUUUCUAUUAGUGACAGUGAUGAUUAACAUUACUGUAGUGUAGACCAUCAAAAGGGUGUAAAUAGGUGAUGUGAUCAAUUGCUUUGAUCUGUUUAUUUUGGCACCCACUUUGGAAAUAGCGACUUCCUGAUUUAACAUUACCAUGGGGGCAUUGAUAGGAAAAAGUUGUAAUAUUAACUUAUUGAUCAGGAAAGCAAGCAGAUCAGCAAUUGUUUAGCAGUUUGUUACUAUUUUGUUAGCACAAUAUGAAUCUUCUUUAGCUGCCAUUAUGGUGCAGCUGGCUACAGAGGACCCAAGUCCAUUUUGUUACAAGGGUAUCAAGUUUUUUUAUCUCCAAAAUCUUGGUGCAAAGUAAUGAGUAAUGGUGUGAUUUUGAA
Molecule: messenger RNA, 2161 nt
Organism: Medicago truncatula (barrel medic)
Lineage: Eukaryota; Viridiplantae; Streptophyta; Magnoliopsida; Fabales; Fabaceae
Exons: 3
Coding region: 834-1811 (325 amino acids)
Source: RefSeq, a predicted model, not a curated record